CGACCGCGGGAAGGCGGCUUGCCUGCUCCGGGCAGGAAGACCCCCGCCGGGACCUCUGGCUGCUGGCGUGAAAGGGGGGAAAAGUUCGAGCCGUGGCCGGUCUUCCUUGCAGGGACCAGCCCAGGCCCGCGCGCAGACCGCUGGAAACAUGGGAGUCACUUGUGUUUCUCAGAUGCCAAUAGCAGAAGGGAAGAGUGUCCAGCAAACUGUUGAAAUCUUAACAAGAAAACUGGAACUACUUGGAGCAGAGAAACAAGGCACUUUUUGUGUAGACUGUGAAACCUACCACACUGCAGCCUCCACAAUGGGCAAUCAAGGGCAGGCUGCCAAGCUGAUGUACGUGAUGCACAAUUCCGAAUAUCCCCUCAGCUGCUUUGCACUCUUUGAAAAUGGCCCCUGCCUCAUAGCAGAUGCCAACUUCGACGUCCUUAUGGUGAAACUGAAAGGCUUCUUUCAAAAUGCCAAAGGGAACAAGAUAGAGAGCCGGGGAACCCGGUAUCAGUACUGCGACUUUUUAGUGAAGGUUGGCACGGUUACCAUGGGGCCCAGCGCUCGUGGAAUAUCUGUGGAGGUGGAAUACUGCCCAUGUGUGGUAGCCAAUGACUGCUGGAACCUGUUACUAGAAUUCAUGCAAAGCUUCAUGGGAAAUCAAGCUCCUGCAGUCCCUUCUGGGUUUGGCAAUAAGCAUGACAGCAUCUACAGCCCAGGUGACACAAUGAUUCAGUACAUGGAACUCUUUAAUAAGAUUCGAAAACAGCAGCAGGUGCCCGUUGCAGGAAUCAGAUGAAGAAGCUUUUGUAAGAUCUUUUUCCAAGUGAGCAACUGUUUUGCCAAAUAAUCUGUCCAAGUAGCAGCUCCAUCCCAGUAUUCCAAAUUGCAGAUGUUUUGCAUUAAAGCAACAAUCUCUCUCUCUCUUUGGAACAGAAUUAAUUUUGUCUCAUUUCAGACCUUUAGGGGAGUAUGUCUCAAUAAAAAUGGCAUGCUUUUCCUUGACCUACUAUCUCAGUGAUCUGACUUAAAUUCUUCAAGCAAGAGUCCUGCAACUGAGUGGAAAUGAAAGAAAAAUUAAUGUCUCACAGAAAUGUAUAGGUUCAAAUUGUGCAAAUGGGAAGAUAACCUUUGGAUCUGAUUAAUUUCCUUGGUUAACUCUAAGUUAAUGUGGGGUUUCCAUCUAAUAGUAUGACUUUUAUGAAGAGAGCUUUAUUAUCAUAUGUUAACUAAUACUGGGAUUUGCCCUCAAAUUUGUGAAAGUUUUACAUUUUGGGUUGAAAUUAAUAUAUCUUGGUGAAACAAACUCAAGAAAAUUCUAUGUUGCCCUAUUAUUGUUAAGUUCUUGGCCUCCCACCAUCUUCAUAAAGCUGUUGAGGGGAUUAGCAUGUAUGAGCUUCAGGAUGAUAUUCUUGGAGUCUAGAGACUUAAUUCCUGUAUCUUCUAAUGUUGCAAAUGUAUGUGGUAGAAUAGAGACCUUGUACAGCUGUAAGACUUCAGUCAAAUUGCUACAAUAUCAACAUUUUUCUAAGAUGAUGCCUAAAGGUACAUAAAAUAUAACCUUGCCAGUUCUCAAAAAUAUUUUUAAAAAUAUUGACUGAAUAAUCUUACUCUCCUUAUUGUGUUUUCCUGUGCUGCAUGAUGUCUUUGUUGUACACUGUUUCUUUUAGUUUUGCAGCUGCAAACCCAUUGUGUUAAUUCCCAUAUGAAUAUCCUCACUUAAAAGCUUUUCACAUUAAAGGGCUGCUAAGCUAAGGCCUUCUCUGCUUAAUUUUAGAAACCAAAUCUGUAUAAAGAUUUUGUUCUUAGGCUGGCCAUUUAACCUUUCUUAGCGGAAACUUCUCCUAUUUGAUUUUGUGUUGUUCUGCACAGUGGCAAGAGACUGAUUCAGUCUCUGAUUCAUAAUAAUUAUCCUUUCCCUGCCUUCUGGCCCUGGGAAUUCUACUGUGCAUUCACCACACGCACAUCUUAGGUUAGCAAUUGAUGCUUUUGUAUUGGUCCGAGUGCAAAUCACUGCACAAUACAGGAACAUGAUGUAGGGAGCUUUGAGCAGGUGGUGAGAGAUAGUAGUAAUGCUGCAUAACUAGGAUCAGGAGGGCAUCUCUCUCCCUUAACACUGACAUGCACGUAGUAAGGAAAGUAAGAGGUUUUUUUUUUUGGGAGAAACAUUUUGUUUUAGUGUUUCAGGGUCCUGGAUAUAACCAGGUGCCUUAGUUUCCUAUAGAGUUCCUAGUGCACUGUUGAUUCAAAAGUGUUGCAGUGGAAAGGAGUGAACCUGUGUGAUUCCAGUUGGAGAAGAGACUAUAUUGAAGGGCAAAGAGAAGUAGAGCUUCAGAAUAUACUCUGCCAAGGAUCCUAUGGCCUAUAAUCCAGAAGUUGUAAUAACAAUUUUUUUCUGCAGCCCCAACCACUUAACCAAAAGAACAAUGCAUGGUAGGAACUGCUUCUCAUUCCUCACCGUAUAUGGUUUCUGAUGUAAAUUUAAAAUGUAAACUGAAAAUUCAGUAAUUGUGCUGCCCAUAUACUGAAAGCUGUUUAAUUUACAAGUUGGGACAUUUUUGGGAUAGACAGAAGGAAACAUGCUGUCUUCCCACUUUGAACAAGUUACAACAAAUAAACUGUUUCUUUUUGCA
This is a messenger RNA of Varanus komodoensis (Komodo dragon), 2621 nucleotides long. RefSeq names its product mediator complex subunit 20 (gene MED20). Gene Ontology annotation, biological process: regulation of transcription by RNA polymerase II. Gene Ontology annotation, molecular function: transcription coactivator activity. The transcript has 4 exons. Gene Ontology annotation, cellular component: mediator complex. The record is from RefSeq and is a predicted model, not a curated record. Lineage: Eukaryota; Metazoa; Chordata; Lepidosauria; Squamata; Varanidae. The coding region runs from base 149 to 787 and encodes 212 amino acids.